AUGGUUGAGGGUGAUCCGGUGCAGUGCAUAGAGGACGUCUGCGAGCGCAUGAAAUUUGCCGCGCCCAAGGGCAUCGCUGCCCUCAACGGCGAAGCCCAUGGCGGCCUCACCAAGGGCGACAUCGUCGCCCGGAGCGAUGCGCACCCCCGCGGCCGCCUGGUGGUCGUGUACGAGUACGACAAGGACAGCACCAACGACGACUCGCCGUCCGUGGCCGACUGCGAGCAGAUCAUCCGCAACAUCCAGGGGGACAUCAACACUAACUGGACCCAGGAGGUUGUGGACAAGCCCUGGAGGGACCUCAAGGCCAACGGCUGCAAGUUUUCCUUUAGGGCCUCCAAGAGCAGAGGCAACUCGGCCUUCUAUGUUGGUGGACAAAACGUUAUAGACCUCAUCGAAAAAUCUGUCGAGGAUUAUGCCAAGAACGGCAAGGUGUCUGCCAGUGGCCACAUGACGUGCGGAGGGACCGCGGUGAAGCAGUGGACCGAGUGGAAGCUGCAGAAGAAUUAG
Gaeumannomyces tritici R3-111a-1 is the source of this 510-nucleotide messenger RNA. RefSeq lists its product as hypothetical. The transcript is spliced from 3 exons. NCBI's taxonomy places the organism in Eukaryota, Fungi, Ascomycota, Sordariomycetes, Magnaporthales, Magnaporthaceae. The record is from RefSeq and is a predicted model, not a curated record. The coding region runs from base 1 to 510 and encodes 169 amino acids.